Molecule: messenger RNA, 567 nt
Organism: Ostertagia ostertagi
Lineage: Eukaryota; Metazoa; Nematoda; Chromadorea; Rhabditida; Trichostrongylidae
Source: the annotation of a GenBank genome assembly
AUGGCGAACCGAGUUGUCGCCGCUCUUCCUCGCAUUCGUGCCACAAUAGGACAUAUUCCCCAGAGGCUGAAGACAGCAAACAUUGAACCGAGUUCGCGGGCACGUCUUGAGGUUCUUCGACGUAUCGUCACACGACUGGUCCGUGAAGAAAGAGCCGAGCUGCAAUGGAACAGAGCGGUGGAAGCUCGGCCAUAUCUGGAAAGGUUGAUUCAACUUGGAGUCGAAAGGGGUGAACAUGAUGAGUACACAACGGAGAUGAUGGAGUGGUGGUUGCUUGAAGCGGAUCUCAUCGAAAAAAUGCAUAAAGUGAUUGUACCUCGCUUCGUUAACCGCGAAGGACCUUUCACUUCAAUAUAUCGUCUUCCUACACAGCGCUUGCAACAGCACAUACAUGGCCGAAUAGAACGGUGGAGGCGAUACGAUAUUGCCGUUUUAGAAAUUGAUGGAAAUCCAUUCCCACCUGUGAUGGGUGCAAAACCCGACAAUUCGUCGUCGUUGCUGAAUGUUUUGUUGCGGGACAGUCUUCAGAACCGGUUGAAAAAGCUCCAAAUGAAAGCGCAAAACUGA